GCUACUUGAUGAGCCCUCCGUGACAAUUUGUCCAGUCAUGUUGAAGCAGGAGGAGGAUGAAGCUGCACACACUUUUUUUAAUGGAUGCCAUGUUUCUAUCACAUGUGGUGACUUUUGACUUUUUUUAGCAAUGCAGAUGCCAGAAUGAAACUUUAGUCAACACGGUGAAGUUGUUUUUUUCACGAAAAUGACCAGCCCCUCCAGGAGCCUGGGUGACUCGAAAGGCAUCAACGAGAGUCCAAGUCACAAACCUGAGCCUCCUCGCUACCGGAGCUGGAGCAGCCUCCGCUUCUCCCACUGGAGAAGUGGCUCCCAGAAGGCCAGCUGCCCCGGGACGCCCUCCCCGAAGACGGACAAGCGGAGCGACGUGAGCAGGACACUCUUCUCCCUGGUCAAGACUCACAAUGACGACUACACGGCAGACCCCGGCGGCCUGCUGGACGUCAGCGGUGAAGAUGAUGGUGUUGGUGGUGACGAUCUAGACCUGGACCAGUCCAACUACUUCCAGAAACAGUUUGGCUCUUUGCUGCAGCCCGGCGUCAACAAGUUCUCGCUGCGCGUGUUUGGAAGCCACAAGGGCGUUGCUGCAGAACAGGCCAGGGUCAAGUCCUUUGGAGUGUGGAUCAUUCACCCCUACAGUGACUUCAGGUUCUACUGGGAUCUUGUGAUGCUCCUGCUGAUGAUGAGUAAUCUGGUGCUAUUGCCGUGGGGCAUCACCUUCUUCGAGGACCAGAACACCACCCCGUGGAUCACCUUCAAUGUCCUCUCCGACACGCUCUUCCUCCUGGACCUGAUCUUCAACUUCCGCACGGGCAUCCUGGGCGAGGACAGCCACAUCGUGCUGGACCCCAAGCAGAUCCGCCUGCACUACCUGCGCUCCUGGUUCCUGGUGGACUUCAUCUCAUCCAUCCCCGUCGACUACAUCUUCCUGGUGGUGGACCUGGAAACCCUGCACGACUCGUCCGACGUGUAUCGCACUGCCCGCGCCCUGCGCAUCGUGCGCUUCACCAAAAUCCUCAGCUUGCUGCGCCUCCUCCGCCUGUCUCGCCUCAUUCGCUACAUCCACCAGUGGGAGGAGAUGUUCCACAUGACCUAUGACCUGGCCAGCGCCGUGGUGCGCAUCGUCAACUUGAUCGGCAUGAUGCUUCUUCUGUGCCACUGGGACGGCUGCUUGACCUUCAUGGUGCCCAUGCUGCAAGACUUCCCUGCAGACUGCUGGGUCUCCAAAAAUAACAUGGUGAAUUCUACCUGGCACAUGCAGUACUCUUACGCCCUGUUCAUGGCCAUGAGUCACAUGCUGUGCAUCGGGUACGGCGCCCACCCGCCGGAGGGCAUGAGCGAUGUUUGGCUGACCAUGAUCAGCAUGGUGGUGGGGGCCACCUGCUACGCCAUGUUCCUGGGCCACGCCACCAACCUGGUGCAGUCCUUGGACGCCUCGCAUCGACAAUAUCAGGAGAAGUAUAAGCAAGUGGAGCAGUACAUGUCGUUCCAUAAGCUGCCUGCUGAUGUCAGGCAGAGGAUUCAUGACUAUUACGAGCAGAGAUUCCAAGGCAAGAUGUUCGAUGAGGACAGCAUCUUGGGAGAGCUCAGUGAUCCGCUGAAAGAGGAAAUCGUCAGCUACAACUGCCGAGGCCUGGUGGCCAACAUGCCCCUCUUUGCCAACACCGACCCUCAUUUCGUGACCGUCAUCCUGACCAAGCUGCGCUUUGAAGUCUUCCAACCCAGAGAUUUCAUCAUCAGGGAGGGAACGCUGGGUCGCAAAAUGUACUUCAUCCAGCACGGCGCCGUCGUUGUCACCCCACGGGGUAGCAAAGAAAUAAGACUGAGCGACGGAGCGUAUUUUGGAGAGAUCUGCUUGCUGACUCAGGGGCGACGCACAGCCAGUGUGAUGGCGGAAACCUACUGUCGGCUUUACUCUUUGAGCGUGGACAGCUUCAACGAGGUGCUGGAGGAGCACCCGCUCAUGAGGAGGGCUUUCGAGAGCGUGGCUGUGGACCGACUGGGCCGCGUCGCCAGGAGGUCCAGCUAUCAGCCUCCCGAGUGAAUCCCUUUCUCCAAAAAUGUGGAGGUUCAAAUACCAUGAGUUGACUUUAUUUUGGUUUCUCUUGUGUUCUGGCAACUCUUGGUAUACUCCCCACGUUAGAUCUGUACAUUUCCUAUGCAACUCUUUGCAGAUACAUUUUUUUUUCAUGUACAGCUUUAAAAAAAACCUCUUUCUAAGACUUUACUGUCUAUCACGCAGGAUGUUGGCAAAUGUUCUACGUAGCUGCAAUAAUCUGUAGGUUUAUCACGAUUAAUGUUCACAAAGGAUAAGCUGCAGUUAUGCAAUAACGCCCAACUGUACAGUGACAGAUGUACACACAUUGCACCGCUGAGGUUGUUUCAGGACAAAAUAGACCGCUUGUGGACUUUUAAUAUUCAGUAUUAUUGUGUUAUAUAUAUUUUUUGAAAUACUAAAUGCAGUUUCUGACACAUUUUUGACCUGUCAAAGAAUAAAAUACAUGAACGUAUUCA
Messenger RNA from Dunckerocampus dactyliophorus (ringed pipefish), 2514 nucleotides. Its product is annotated as potassium/sodium hyperpolarization-activated cyclic nucleotide-gated channel 2-like. Gene Ontology annotation, biological process: potassium ion transport; transmembrane transport. Gene Ontology annotation, cellular component: membrane. Bases 188 to 2044 code for a protein of 618 amino acids. The record is from RefSeq and is a predicted model, not a curated record. Gene Ontology annotation, molecular function: voltage-gated potassium channel activity. The transcript is spliced from 7 exons. Lineage: Eukaryota; Metazoa; Chordata; Actinopteri; Syngnathiformes; Syngnathidae.